AUGUUAAUAAAUUUGCUUUUAGUUUUCAUUUAUUUUGUAAAUAGCAAGAAUAUUAAAGCAAAUCGCAAUUUCAAAGUUCCUUAAAUUACUGCUGAUUAUUUAGUGAAAUGUAAGAAUGUAUUUACAUAUUAUUUGGAAUAAAAAAAUAAAAUAGUUUUGGAAGAAGAAUUCUAAGCUGAAAAAACAGAAAUUGAUCAUAUAUCUGCUGCUGAUAUUUAAGGAAUAGCAGAAGACAAACCAAUUAUAUUUGAAAGUCCAAUUUUAUUAUAAUCUGGACCAAUCAGAUCAACAACAUUGUAUAAUCAAUUUGGAUUUGUUCAAACUUGGACAAUCUUACAUCAUGAUGAUUUUGAAAAUAGGAACUCUAUGCUUGGUUGGAAUAUACCUCAUAGAGCUUAUUGUGAACUAAAGGGAAUCCAUUAUACUGAUGUAGAAGGCUCUCCAUAAAAUGAUCAUUUCAUACAUGAAGCUAAUUGUAAUGUUAAUAAUCCAAGUCUUCAGAAAACGUACAAUACCAAUAUAGAACAUAAUCAUAUAAGAGUCAGUGCAGAAUUAACAAUCUUUGGAGAUUGGAAUGGAGAUAGUAUUAACGUCUUAAUUGACAAUAAAGUUGCAUGGAGUAAAGUAUUUUAAGGGGAAAUCACUUAAGCAGAACAUCCUUGUCCUGCUUUAUUUGCACUUGGUAUUCCUGUUUAAUUUACUAUGGAACAUAAAACACAUGAAUUUACAAUAUCAUUUUAAGCAAAUCAUAAAAGACAUCCUUGUGAUGGCAGUUUUGGAGUUGAUGAUAUUAUAGUUUAUUAUAAAUAAUGA
Molecule: messenger RNA, 813 nt
Organism: Paramecium primaurelia
Lineage: Eukaryota; Ciliophora; Oligohymenophorea; Peniculida; Parameciidae
Source: the annotation of a GenBank genome assembly